GUCACAUGACCGUCAGCUGAUCGGCGUGAUCAAAUUUCGGCUGUGAAGUUUGUUUGUGCGUCUCAGCUGCGGCUAAACGAGACCAAAGUCUGCGAAAGUGGGCUGAAUUAAAGACUUGAAAACCCUUACCUGGAUUUACUGUUAAUAACCGGUGUUAUUGGGCCAGAGAAGGCGAAGUGGUGAUGGAGGCAGACACGCUUGAGAACCAGCUUCUCCUCUAUGCUAAAACAGGCAGCUGUCCUCACAUUGAGAGGCUCCUUCAGUCCAGGAUCCAUCAAAACACCUCUCUGGAUAUCAACUGCAGAUCGAGGUCUAAAGUCAGCUCAGGAUGGACGCCCCUCCAUAUGGCCUGUUACUUUGGACACAGAGAAGUUGUGGAGGAGUUGCUCAAGGCAGGUGCUGAUGUAAAUCUGCAGAACAACAUGGGUGACACACCUCUACACAAAGCAGCCUACACUGGGAGAAAGGAAAUUGUCUGUUGUUGCGCGGUAUGAUGCCUGUUCCAACAUAAUCAAUGGAACAGCUCAAAUCCCCAAGAUGUCACAGAGGAUGAUGAAAUCAUUACAAUGCUGGAGGCUGCAGAGAGAAGAGAGACAAGGCGACGAGAGGAGAAGCUUCUGGAAGCAGCCAGGGAGGGGGACAUCUCUACUCUGUCUAAGAUGCUCAGUGGAAAAGAAACGCCAGAUAUUCACUGCAGGGACUCGGUGGGGAAUACGCCUUUACACUGUGCAGCCUACAGAGGGCAGAAGCAGUGCAUUAUAAAGCUGCUCAAGUCUGGAGCCAGCCCAUGUAUUAAAAACAGCAAUGACCAGACAGCAUUAGACCUGAUCCGCAGUGAUGAACUGAGACUUAUUCUAGCAGCCUAUCAAGUCAAGGAUGCGAAUAGUGGGGUGCAGAAGAUUGAAGGCCCUCUCUGGAAGAGUUCACGCUUUCUCGGAUGGCGAUCCCACUGGGUUGUGAUUGAAGAUGGAGCUCUCUCCUGGUACCACAGACAAGCUGAUGCACAGGCUGGUGUCAGAAAACAGGGCUCCAAGUCUCUAACACAAUCUUACUGCAUGGUCAAACCAUGGGAUCAUUGCUUCUUCAUGCUCAGGUGCUUUGAUGACACUGUACAUUAUUUUAAGGUGCCCUCAAAGACAGAUUCAGUGUCUGCAAGAAAAAGAUGGCUGGAUGCCUUUGAGGCACAUUCGUCUUACAGUACUCGCCACUGCACUGAGGAAAAGAUUAUCGAUGAUGCAGAUGGUGACGGUGGCACCACAGUGAGGAAUCUGUCACACGCCCUUCAGGCGGCCAAUGCUUUCCAGCAGAAAUUGGAGAGUGAAGUGUCAAUAUUUCUAUCGAUGGUGAAGAAUGAGGAGAACUGUGCAUUGGCUGCCCCUCUGUUACUGAAAGCCAAAGAGACCGGUGAGCUCUCCAGUGAAACCUGCGCUGCUCUCCAUCAGUGCCUUGAACUACUUUCAAAACAAGAGGAGGUGUGGAGUCUGAAGUUAGAGCAGGAGGUGGAGAAGAACAAAGCUCUGACAGAGGCUCUGCAGACAUUGGCAACUGAGCACUACGAACUCAAGCAGUCCCUGUGUAAGAACAGGAGGUCAUCCACCCUCAGUACCCUCACUGAAGAUGACUUCUAUGAUGCUGUGUCAGAGUCGGAGUCGGAGCUCUCUGUGAGCGGCUUCCUGUCUGUGGCCAGCCACUCCUGUGAAGAGGACGAGGGGAGAGACGCCCCCCUUCUCAGCAGCCUCCGCCAUCCCAACGCACUCAGGGGGCCUACCGGAAUGUCAGGGGAGGGUGACCAUGGCAACGAACCAGCCCAGUACAAUGGAGUCAAGAAGCACAGAACAUGUCUACCGGCUCCUAUGUUCUCAAGGAAUGAUGUCAGCAUCUGGAGUAUCCUGAAAAAAUGCAUCGGCAUGGAGUUGUCAAAGAUUGCCAUGCCUGUGAUAUUUAAUGAGCCUCUGAGUUUCCUCCAGCGGCUAACAGAGUACAUGGAACACACCUACCUCAUCCAUCAGGCCAAUGCCACAACAGACUCUGUCGAGAGGAUGAAGUGUGUUGCAGCAUUUGCUGUGUCAGCUGUAGCGUCACAGUGGGAGAGGACCGGGAAACCUUUCAACCCACUACUGGGGGAAACCUAUGAGCUUAUCAGAGACGAUUUGGGCUUUAGGUGGGUGUCGGAGCAAGUAAGCCAUCACCCUCCAGUCAGUGCCUUUCAAGCUGAGGGCCUCAAGGAGGAUUUCAUCUUCCAUGGGUCCAUCUACCCUAAACUUAAGUUUUGGGGAAAGAGCAUAGAAGCUGAACCCAAGGGACUCAUCACACUGGAACUGCCCAAAUAUAAUGAAGCCUACACCUGGACAAAUCCUACCUGUUGUGUCCACAACAUCAUUGUUGGUCAGCUUUGGAUUGAGCAGUACGGCAGCGUGGAAGUUAUCAAUCACAAGACCGGAGAGAGAUGCAGCAUGACGUUCAAGCCCUGUGGCCUCUUUGGAAAUGAGCUCCAUAAAGUGGAGGGUUACAUCCUCGAUAAAAGCAAAAAGAAGCUCUGUGCAAUAUACGGCAAAUGGACUGAAUGCCUAUACACAGUAGACGCUGCUACUUUUGACAACCACAAAAAGACAGACAGAAAGAAUUCAGACGAAAAAAAGGGCAACAAACAGAGCAAUGUGGAUGAGGAGCCAGAAGAGAUACCUCCACCUGAGGCUGAGACGGUCCAGAUCAUCCCAGGCAGCGAGCUCAUCUGGAAGAUAACGCCUCGACCAGAAAACUCAGCCAAGUUCUAUGCAUUCUCCACAUUCGCCAUGCACCUAAAUGAGCUGGAGACGAGCAUGGAGGGUGUUGUUCCCACGACAGAUAGUCGCCUCAGACCUGACAUCCGGGCCAUGGAGAAUGGAGAUAUAGAUUUGGCAAGUGCAGAGAAGAAGAGGCUCGAGGAGAAACAGAGAAUAGCCCGGAAAAAUCGCACCAAAUCAACAGAUGAAUGGAAAACAAGGUGGUUUCAGCAAGGACCCAACCCUCACAAUAAAGCUCAGGACUGGCUCUACUUGAAAGGCUACUGGGACAGGAACUACACUAACAUGCCUGACAUCUACUAAGUAUAAAUACACACAAAAAGAACAUACACCUUUGGACUUUAUCUGCUGUACUGGGGUUUGUUCUAGGGAACCCUAUACUUUAAGCAGUAGAAGACUGAAUGAACCCAGAGGCAUAUAUUCUUCAAUAGAUGUGUGAACAACAAAGCACAAAAACUCUCUUUUGCUUAUUUAUUGUGGUCCUUGACCACUUAAAAAUAUGGUUAUAGGCAUGUAUUGGAAAAACUAGAAUGUAUUUUAGAAAUAUUUAUAUUAUGUUAGAUGGAUGGAGUGUUUAAACAGCAAACUUGGUUUUGUUGUUGGUAGUCUGUUCAUAAUUCCUGCUGGUCAUGAAAACAUUUUACUCAUCAGCUACAAUGCAGACAUACAUGAGACAACAACACUACAAACGGCUACAAUGGAGUGCAUGAUGCAUCCUGAGCAUUUUGAUCAGACAUUUAUUUGACUCUUAUUCUACUUGUGCAUGCAUACUAAUGCAGUGCAAAGUAUUAAAAUGGACUGUUGGGGAACAUUUGCCUUUUUGUUCUUACUUUCUAGUUAGUACAUGAAUUAGUUUAACUGAAUGAAUUGCUUGUUUGCAAUUGAUUGUAAAUCUGUGUCUGGCUGUUUCUCUGCAAAGAUGAUGGCAAGUGAAAUGUUAGCACAUCUGACAAGAAUCAUGGCCACUACUACAACAAUAAGACUUGGGUUUUUACAAUAAAAUAAAUGUUUAAGAUAUCAUUAAGCCCUGAAUUAUGUACUGUAUAGAUGUGUAUAGACUAAAAUAGAUGCACAUGAAUCUACCUGACUUUGUUGAUAUAGUAGCACUUUUUUCUAACUCUGCUGAAGCAGGGACACUGGCUCGGCACUUAUAGAUUUGUGUGUGCGUGUGUAUAAAAGGUCUUGCAAUAGUUCAAGUAUAAUUAGUUACAUUCCUAGUGCUGUUGUUCUAACUGAAAUCUUAACCAUCACAAUAAAUGCAUGUGCAUCACUAUAACUAUGCAAGCCUUACCUCCUUCACAAUCAAGCACUGAAUAUUUAUUUUCCUCAUGUUCUGGAUAGCUGUAAAAGUUUUUUUUUUCUGUUACCACUCUUUUGGGUAUCAAAACGGAAUUUCUAUUGUUGCUAAAUAAAAGCUUAAUGUUAAUUGAA
Messenger RNA from Larimichthys crocea (large yellow croaker), 4214 nucleotides. Its product is annotated as oxysterol-binding protein-related protein 1. The record is from RefSeq and is a predicted model, not a curated record. NCBI's taxonomy places the organism in Eukaryota, Metazoa, Chordata, Actinopteri, Sciaenidae. Gene Ontology annotation, molecular function: protein binding; cholesterol binding. Bases 567 to 3086 code for a protein of 839 amino acids. The transcript is spliced from 28 exons. Gene Ontology annotation, cellular component: cytosol; perinuclear endoplasmic reticulum; plasma membrane.